CGACCACCAUGGCAGGCCGUGCCCUCACUCUCCUCUUCGCACUUCUGCCCGCGGCGGCGUCGGCGUACUCUCAUACCCACCCUGUUCUAGCUUGGUCGUCUCACCACUCGAACGCGCUGUCCUCAUCCGCAGCCGCGCAAGGCCACAAGACGGAUUCGCAUACGCUUGCAAGUGCGCUGUACAACCAUGAUAAUAUCUGCGAGCACGACGCGGUAGUCGUCAUUGACCACGCUGGGCUUCACGCGUCGGACCUACGUGCUCUCGAGCCCUCUUGCCAUGUGGCGAAGUCCCUCUCCAGCGCGCCGUCCUCGUUGAAGUUCGCGUAUGUUGAAAGCGGAAGCCACCACGCCAACCCGUUCCGUGACCUCGCGGGUGACCUUGCGAAGCGUUGCGGUUCGCACUCCGUAAGCCACACACCGGAUCUUGGCGACCUGGAGGUCGAUGCUGGGAAGGGCAGGCACGUUGUUUCCAUCUCCCUUCCGGCCCUCGAGGAUGGCGAGGAAGGCGCGUCGCGGAAGAGCAGCAUGGCGGAGCACCAGUCGUGGUUGUCCGGCGAGCUCUCGAAGAUCGAGGCCGCAUUCUCCAACUACCUAGUGAUCUACUCCGGGUCGCCUGCCUCGCUUCUCCACGGCCGCCAGUCCACCGGAAGCUCGUCCACCUUCGAUGCGGCAGCAGCCCCCUCGGACCCGAGCCCCACCGGAGGCAUCCUGAAGCGCUACCAGCUGCUCACGCCAGGCCUCAUUCUCGCGCUCCUCGUCGCCUUCUUCGUGCUCCUCCCCAUCAUCUUCCUCGGCGUGUCUGCGCUCGCGAGCAUCCAGUCGCCGCUCUCCAACGAGAUCCCGAAGGGCUUCAGCGCGGAGGAGAAGAAGAACCAGUAAUAGGGCCCCCAUCGGACCGCAUGUACGAACCUGGAUUGCUAUCUAAUCCUUUUUUGUCGCCA
This is a messenger RNA of Trametes versicolor FP-101664 SS1, 940 nucleotides long. RefSeq lists its product as uncharacterized. Gene Ontology annotation, cellular component: endoplasmic reticulum membrane. The record is from RefSeq and is a predicted model, not a curated record. NCBI's taxonomy places the organism in Eukaryota, Fungi, Basidiomycota, Agaricomycetes, Polyporales, Polyporaceae. Bases 9 to 878 code for a protein of 289 amino acids. The transcript has 4 exons. Gene Ontology annotation, biological process: (1->6)-beta-D-glucan biosynthetic process; fungal-type cell wall biogenesis.